This is a messenger RNA of Letharia columbiana, 4557 nucleotides long. RefSeq lists its product as uncharacterized. NCBI's taxonomy places the organism in Eukaryota, Fungi, Ascomycota, Lecanoromycetes, Lecanorales, Parmeliaceae. Gene Ontology annotation, biological process: transmembrane transport. Gene Ontology annotation, molecular function: transmembrane transporter activity. The record is from RefSeq and is a predicted model, not a curated record. The transcript is spliced from 2 exons. The coding region runs from base 1 to 4557 and encodes 1518 amino acids.
AUGGAGAAGGUUGCUCGCCGGGUCGAUGCACCUUUGCUACCUGAGCGGGGCUUGACAACAUCCUCGGCGGUAGACGCGGAUCUCCGAGACCGCAUUCGGUCUUUACUGAUCUCUCGCAACCGCCGAUACCCUCCGAAAACACCCUGCUCUACUCCGGACUACAGCUAUCAGACUCGAGAUCCUGACGGGAACCAUCUUGACCUCCCUCCUGUCCUUCCCCACACUUACAGAUUCAGUCCAGCUGAAGCCAUUGCUGAGCUCACUCGAUUGACGUACGAGCCUCCGGACAUGGGAGCUACCAGGUUCGAUGGACCUGCCGGUCAGGUCGAUGAUGACGAUGCUGAUAAAUCUCCGAGACGACCAAGUCAGCCAAAUAGGCAGAACGAUCGUAACUCAACAGUGGAGGGACCUCGCUCGCAUGCCACGUCAGGCCUGAAUCAACGAUCUCAUGCUGACGUUCUUGGCCGCGAUGCUUCGUUCGUUGAUGGACUAAAGCGGGCAACAUCAUCGGCAUCGAAGACAUCGAAGACAUCGACUGGAACCCGCAUACCACGAUUUCACCUACGCACCGUACCGCCUGCAGUCGACGUUAACAAGGCUCUGAGACCCGCUCCCUUACAUGUUCCGGGUAGCUACCGAUCUGAGGUCCCUAGCAGAAAGGAACAGGUCUCUAGGGCCACUUCUCCACCUCCAGACGACGAUUUAGAUACGACGGGCGAGGAUCCGCAGGCCAUGCCGACGUAUGCAGGACUCGGUGACGGGAGUCCGCACAAAGCCAUCGAUAUGUUGACUCAAGUGGCAGAGCAUGCCCACACCGUUGCUGAUCCAUCGAGAUCGAGUCUACACAGGACGCCGUCACAAGCAAAGCUCACACCGACUAGCCCCGUGAAGCAGCCUCAAGAUCUGCUCUUAAAUUUUCGUGCUGGUGGAGUCGCCGUCGGUCAAGCCGCUCAACCUGUCCUCACGUCUAGUGCGGGCCACGGCCACGGCCACUAUCAUGACAACCCCUCUGGAGCGCCCGUAUCCAUUGUUGGGGAUGAUAACGAAGAGAGAAAAGUUGGAGCUUCAGUGGCUUUGAACGCGCGCGACAAUCUUGGCUUCUCUACCCAUCCGGAAGAGGGGAGCGAUCCCCUAGGUGGUCCAAAGAUCUCGGCUUUGCUAGCUCAAUUACCACCACUGAGGCAAAGCACAAUGAAAGACGUCAGUGCCAGUUCCUUGACCACGGAGCCAUUUGUAGUACCUGAGAAGGCAUCUACGAACACCUACUCGCCCUCGGUGUCUAGUCUGGAAUCGGUCCCUCUCAACGCAGAUGAAGGCGUUCUUAGCCAAGACUCUCCUCUUCUGCCGAAGCCUUCUCAAGCCAAUUCUUCUGCCAAGGGAGAGCGAGGAAAAAGGACCGACCUAGAAGUCGAAGAAGAGGCUUCGGCUACGCAAUACAAAAACUCCUCUCAGAAAUCCCCGAAGGCUUCAACAGCCAGUAGGGCCAUGUCAAUGCUCUCUGAGAUUAGUGCCCGGACCGGACUUCAAACACCUUCUUUACGCUCAAUCACGAGGCGUAAAAAGAGUGGCUCUACAGCGAUUUCGAACUUGACAACUAGGCCGCGUCGCCAUUUUGCAGCUACUACCCAAGAUAAGGCCACGCUAUCGGCUGGCAAGGGGUACAAAGCACUGGGCGACGAGACCCAGGUCGAGAAACCGGAAAACUCAGACAGCAUAGAUCGGUUUCUGGCCUUACGGAACCAGCAGAAAAACGGUACGGCUUUUACGAAAGUCAUUCAUGACCUCGAGUCUCUACUCAACCAAGCUUUGACCAUUGCCGGCCAAGCUGCCGACCAGGACGAUGCUGAGACUACGCCACUAAAGGCUCGUCACCUCAACCAUGUCCAUAUUCGCGCACACUCAACCGAGUCGAUCGACAGCAGCCAAGGCUUGUCGUCCCUAUCUGGAGGUGGCGAUGAAGAAGAUCAUUACACGUCGGUACCGCCUCAGCAAGUGACUAUCGAGGAGCCCAAGAGCGAUGCUCUUUACCGUGGCCACUUCAGAAAAGCUCGGGAUGGGACACCAUAUCCUGCGCAAACAAGGCAGGCCUCCGCAGUGCCGUACCUUGAGGUUGAUGAUAAGACACAUAUGAAGCCGCAAAAUACAAAUCGGCUCCUUGACUUACCAAGCGCUCCAAAGGCGGCUGGCCGAGCUGAAGAACCAUCGUGGGAACAGUCUGUCACUGCAAACGACUGGGCGGUAAUUAGAGCACCAUCUCACACUUCUAAGCUACGUCUGGAGACGAAGCCACCGCCACGUGCUCCUCAGACGCUACCCAAUGCGCAACCCUCUACGAAAGAGCAACACGCUUUGCUCCUGCGAGCUCACGGUGCAUCUGAGAGCACUAUUUCGAGGGAAGUUGUCCGAGACUACGUCAAUGCUCACCAGCAGCCACCAAUUCAGCCUCGCCUGAGCUCAAAACGUUUGAAAAAAGGCCGAGUCCCACAGCCAGAGGAGCUUAACUUACCAGACCCCGAAAUUUCUGAUAGUGAUGGACAAAGCGAUUGCGAACAUGUACCGUACAUGGCAGACUUCAAGACCGCUGGGAUUCACUACCAUCCGGUAGUCCAAGAGACAAUGGCUGGUGAUGGUCAUUAUACGGCAAGACCUGGCGGACGUGGAAUACAACCUCGCCAAGAUACUGCCGCAUCACUACGUGACGCCGACGACAAACAAAAGACUUCACAUCAUAGGGAGCGCUCCGGCAACAAGGAUUUCACUUUGAAUGACCGUCAUCAUUUCAGUAUCCGAGAGUCACAUGGCUUCAGUCUUAGCAGAUCUCACCGUCGCUCGCCAAUCGCUCGGGAUUGGAGCACCUCACGCAAGAGAUACGUUGCUACUGUGACUUGUAUUACGACGGCAUUCAUGGGAUUGAUUAUUGGAAUCUAUGCUGGUGAGGUGCCUGCUAUUCAGUACGCUAUUGCGGAUGAGCAUCAUUACACCAUUCUGGGAAACGUGCUUUUCUUCCUUGGCUUGGCCAUCACCACGGCGCUUUUCUACCCUUUACCUCUGCUUCAUGGGCGAAAGCCGUACACGCUGGCUGCACUAGCCAUACUCUUGCCGUUGCAAUUUCCACAAGCUCUUGCGAUCAGCUCGCAGAGAUCCCCGAAUGUGGCGACAUACCGAAUUGGGCUCCUACUUCCACGGAUUUUCGCAGGAAUCGUAAUGGGCUUUGCAAACAUUAACUUCAUUACGACCUUGUUAGACCUUUUCGGAGCUUCUUUGCAGAGCGGUAACCCUCACCAGGAGACGGUUAAUGUCAACGAUGUUCGGAGGCACGGAGGAGGGAUGGGUGUAUGGCUUGGUAUCUGGACAUGGUGUGCUAUCGGAUCGAUAGGGAUCGGGUUCCUCAUUGGUGCAGGUAUCAUAAGUGGCUUGGAUGUUUCUUGGGGCUUCUGGAUUACAAUCGUUGUAAACGCCGCUGUGCUCGUACUCAAUAUCCUCUCGCCAGAAGUCCGCAGAUCCGCCUACCGUAGAUCGAUGGCUGAGGUUCGCAGCGGAGGUGAAGUUUCCAGAAGAGUCGCUCGAGGGGAGAUCAAGAUGCACCUUGAAUCAACAGGACCAAUCUGGUGGUGGGAAGAGGUCAUCGCAGGGCACGUGCUCGCCGUUCGCAUGCUCUUGCAACCAGGCUUUGCGAUUCUUUCGCUCUACCUUGGAUGGAUAUAUGGUCAGGUGGUUUUGAUUAUCGUGCUUCUUGGGGCUCUGCUCUCCAAGUACUAUCGCUUUCAUCCCCAGUACGUUGGUCUGGGCGUGGCGAUCAUCCCUCUUGGAGCUCUCUUCGCCAUACCCUUCCAAAAAGCGUCGUUGUUCAGUCGAGCACGGCACCAUGCUCAACGGACUGAUAGCAUGACAUUUGAAAAGCGCGUCACCUGGACGUCUCACCUCGUCCGGAGGGCUAUCUUCAUGAUCUCAUUGCCGUUCGCGGGGUUGGCCUACACUUUGGCUUCCGGUGGUCAACCUACGAAUUACAUGGUGCCUAUCAUCUUCGCCGGCCUGAUCGGGUUUCUUUCCAACCUCGCCAUUGCUGAAUGUCAAGGCAUUAUUAUGGAGACCUAUGAUACUUCCGACUUGCAGCCAGGGAUGACGGGAAGGCCUCGCCGUGUGCUACCGGAAGAGACUCGGAAGAAGAGGACCAACUUCUCCUGCUUCCCUCGGGUGACAGCAGGGUUCGCGGUGGCGCAGACGUUUGCCUUUGUCAUUGCUGCCGGUGUUACCGCUUGGGGUGGGGUUGUUGAGAGGCAUCUCGGGGCUCAGACGGCGACGACGGUGAUGGCGGGCGUGCUACUGAUUUUGACGUUGCUACUGAUUGCCAUUCUCACGCGCUUCAAGGUGGUUCAGAUUAUUCCAUCGGAGAGGUUCGGAACGAACAUCUUGUCCGGUCCGGAGGAUGAGUGGAAGCCCGUCAUCAUUGGUACCCCUAGCGGUACUACGCGCCGGAUGAGUGUGUUGGAGCUAGGCACUCUGAGCAGGUGGAGUGAGAUCCGGCGAAGGAAUAAGCUUUCGGGUCCUGUGCGAUGA